CAACACCUUCCCACAAAAGCUUAACUUCGAUGCACCCGCCAGGGCGCCCAACAGGCCACACUGCGCAUGUGCUAUAUACAAACGGCCUGAUUCGCGGUCGCGCAGGUCUUGCGCCGCCACCCCGGAGAUGAUUGACGGCUUGCAAGCGACUCUCCUCGGAGGGGUAACCGCUGUGCUGGAAAACUAUAUUAGGGUAUACAUUAUGGCCCUUGGCCCUGCAUCUGCAGCACUGGCACCGUCGACUGCACUUCAAUCUUUCGUUAUUACUUCGCGGCCUGUCCUUUUGCGCAUUCUGCGUUGAGGCAAAACACGUCAAAAUGGUUUCGUCGUUGCUCCUCUCGGUGUCGCUGCUCGCCAGCGCUGCCGUUGCUGCGCCCAAGCAGCCAUCCGGCGGGUACAAGACCUCGGACUGGGUCACGGGCAAGGCUUUCGACCGUGUGGCAAUCAUCUGGCUCGAGAACACCGAUUACGACCUUGCGAUUGGCGACCCAAGCUUGAAGUCGCUGGCCAAGAAGGGCAUUACGCUCACCAACCACUUUGCGGUGACGCACCCGUCAUUGCCCAACUAUGCCGCUGCCAUCUCCGGUGACUACUACGGCAUCAACCACGAUGACAUGACCGCAAUUCCUUCCAACGUUUCGACCAUCGUGGACCUGUUGGAAGCCAAGAAAAUCUCGUGGGGAGCGUACCAGGAAGACAUGCCUUACACUGGCUUCCAGGGUUUCGACUACAAGAACCAAAAGACCGGUGCGAACGAUUAUGUCCGCAAGCACAACCCUCCGGUUCUGUACAACUCUGUUGUGGAACAGACCAGCCGCCUGAACCAGAUCAAGAAUUUGACCCUCUUCUACGAGGAUCUCAAGGCGGAUGCUCUGCCCCAGUGGAUGUUCAUCACUCCCAACAUGACCUCCGAUGGCCAUGACUCGACCGUAACCGUUGCCGGCACGUGGUCUAAGAACUUCCUUGAGCCGCUCCUGAAUGACAAGAAGUUCAUGAAGAAUACCCUUGUCAUCCUCACCUUCGACGAGAACCACACCUACACCCAGCAGAACCGUAUCGUCGGUAUUCUUCUCGGCGAUGCCGUCCCUAAGGAGCUAGUCGGCACCUCGGACAGCAACUUUUACAACCACUACAGCGAGAUUGCCACCGUCCAGGCUAACUGGGGCCUCGAUACCCUCGGUCGCUGGGAUGUUGGCGCCAACGUGUUCGAUUUCGUGGCGAAGAAAACCGGUGAUGAUGUCAGGCAAUGGUCCGGCAAGACGCCUCUGUCGCAGAUGUACUGGAACGUGUCGUACGCUGGCAAGCUCAACAACAAGAACACCUCCGUCCCGUGGCCGAUCCCUGCUACCAAGUUGAAGCACAACGGACGCAAGGUCGCCGAUGUUGUCAAGAAGACCUGGGGCUCGUUGGAGAAGGACUCUGCUUACACCACUGCGCUUGAGGUUCCUGAUGGUCUGCAUCCCGAGUCUGAGUUCACCCGUGCCCAGAAGACCAAGUGGUAGAUGUGGACUUGAUGAUAUAUAUGUAGAUACGAUCUCCUGAUACAUAAUUGUAGUUCGUUGUAGAUAAUUGAGGCGCUAUAUUGGCCGCCUCGUCCGUCCAAACCUGGAAUAGACUCGUACCCAACA
Molecule: messenger RNA, 1628 nt
Organism: Paraphaeosphaeria sporulosa
Lineage: Eukaryota; Fungi; Ascomycota; Dothideomycetes; Pleosporales; Didymosphaeriaceae
Product: phosphoesterase-domain-containing protein
Exons: 1
Coding region: 318-1502 (394 amino acids)
Biological process (GO): phospholipid catabolic process
Molecular function (GO): hydrolase activity, acting on ester bonds
Source: RefSeq, a predicted model, not a curated record